AUGGAGGCAUCGACUUCGCAAUCAUCGUUUUCGAUGAUGAGUGUGAUGAAGAAGAAGCGGUGUAGUAGGAGUAGCUUUAACGAGAAUAAUAAUAGAAGAAGGGAGGAGAAUUUUGUGGUGAGAGCAGCGUCAGAGGCGAAUACUAAUAAUAACGACGCGUCCUCGAACGUGUCCUCGUCGAGACCAAUCGUCGUCAUCGAUAACUACGAUUCGUUCACGUACAACCUGGUGCAAUAUUUAGGCGAUUGCGGGAUAAAAAACCCGCUGGUGUUUAAAAACGACGAGAAAACCGUAGAGGAGAUUCGCGCGAUGAACCCGAGAGGGAUAUUAGUCUCCCCUGGCCCUGGGAGACCGGAAGAUUCGGGAAUUUCUUUGGAAGUGUGCGAAAAGUUAGGCCCCGAGUUUGGCGUCUUUGGCGUCUGCAUGGGCCACCAGUGCAUCGGUCAAGUGUUCGGAGGCACCAUCACGAGAGCGCCGUUAGGGUUGAUGCACGGGAAAAGUUCCCCGGUGUUUCAUAAAACCGACGUGGACACCGUUCUAUCCGGUUUGAGUUCCCCGUUCGAAGCUGCGCGGUACCACUCGUUGGUCAUCAGCAACGACGACUUCCCGCACGACGCGCUCGAAUCCGUCGCUUGGACCGAAGACGAGGUGUGCAUGGCGGUGAAACACAAAAAGUACCCGAAGAUUCAAGGCGUCCAGUUUCACCCGGAGAGCAUCAUCACCGACAACGGGUUGCUCAUCAUCAAGAAUUGGGUGAAGUUAAUCAACGAAGUUUGA
Molecule: messenger RNA, 777 nt
Organism: Bathycoccus prasinos
Lineage: Eukaryota; Viridiplantae; Chlorophyta; Mamiellophyceae; Mamiellales; Bathycoccaceae
Product: anthranilate synthase component II
Exons: 1
Coding region: 1-777 (258 amino acids)
Biological process (GO): L-tryptophan biosynthetic process
Cellular component (GO): cytosol
Source: RefSeq, a predicted model, not a curated record